This is a messenger RNA of Clarias gariepinus (North African catfish), 876 nucleotides long. RefSeq names its product complement C1q-like protein 2. Gene Ontology annotation, molecular function: protein binding. The coding region runs from base 28 to 672 and encodes 214 amino acids. The transcript is spliced from 3 exons. The record is from RefSeq and is a predicted model, not a curated record. NCBI's taxonomy places the organism in Eukaryota, Metazoa, Chordata, Actinopteri, Siluriformes, Clariidae.
AUCACACUCAUCAUCUGUGCAACAACCAUGAAACCUUCCCUGAUUCUGGUGUGUUUAUUCAUCAUGGCACAUGAAAUGUGCUCACAGGUUUUAAUGACCCCGGGCAUAGAUGUCAUGUCUGAACUUAAAUGCAUGAAGGACCGAAUAAAAGUGUUGGAGGAGGAAAUGAUCGAGCAACGAAAAGAGAAAAGAGUUAAGAAAGACUGUGUGGACAUCACAGACUACAGGAUGGAAGAGCGACAUCCAAAGAACAAAGUGGCAUUCUGGGCCACAUCUAUAGGUGGUGCCCAAGACAAUGGACCAUUUGAGGAAGAUCAGAUCAUGGUAUACAGAACUGCUUUGACCAACAUCGGUAAUGGCUACGACACAAACACAGGUAUCUUCACAGCACCGGUUAGAGGAGUGUACUACUUCAACAUUGUAGUUUUCAAUGCAAAUUCCUACGCAACCGGUGUGCAUAUAAUGAAGAACAAAGUUCGUGUGGCUGCAGUUACUGAUAACCCACCAGGACAGGACUCUGAGGACACGGCAAGUAACUCAGUCACUCUGCUGCUCGAGAAAGGAGACCAGGUUUACAACGAGCUCAUUAAUCAACGGAAAAUUUACACGGAUACCGGGAGACGUAAUUCCUUCAGCGGCCAUCUUCUGUAUGAAAUGCCCACCACUGAAUAAGCACAAAUACCCACACUGAUUUGGAGACAUUGCUAAUGUUGUCAUGAUAUAUGAAAAGAAAGUAUAGCAAUACCGCUGCUAAACAAAAGUCUACAAAUUGAAGUCAUGAUAAUGACCUUAUUAUAAUCGAAAACAUCUGAAUGUCUUUAAUAAUAAAAAAGAAAUAUAAAAUAUUAUUGUUAAAUAAACUUAAAUUCAGCAUUA